Molecule: messenger RNA, 693 nt
Organism: Candidozyma auris
Lineage: Eukaryota; Fungi; Ascomycota; Pichiomycetes; Serinales; Metschnikowiaceae
Exons: 1
Coding region: 1-693 (230 amino acids)
Source: RefSeq, a predicted model, not a curated record
AUGUCCAGCAUCUAUGCCGCCAAGGGACCGAUGUCUGGUCAUCCAUAUAUUCCGGGUUCGUGGGGGCAGUUGUCACCGAGGCUCCAGUGGGCCGAGCCCCCGAAAACAUUGAACCCUAGGGUGUGGAAGGCGCCCAAAAUGGAGGUGGAUAUGACAGACCAGUGGAGGCUACACAAUGACGAUGCCGACGGUAGCUUCGAGCUCCAAAGCUUGAAGAGCAUAUCGCCGCUGCUGCCUUCGAAGGCAACGUCGUCAUCACCUUACUCUUCGAGGGUAUUUUCCCCAGAAGCUGUGUCUCGUGAAUACGAUGAGUUAUUGGUCAGAUCGCCUUCUCACGACGAUAUGGAGGCCCACAUGACGACGCCUUUAAUCCCGAGCACAGAAAAACUCGACUUUUCCUGCUUGAUACCAAAAGCCGGGCUUGUCAUGGCAAGAGCAGCGGGUCCCUUGUCGAGUUGUGUGUGCUUCGAUCAAUCCAACAAGACCGACGAGACCGCCUUGUUGGGAAUCUUGAACGAGGAGUUCAUGCGAAUUGAGCUCGAUGUAAUGGGCCCAGAAAUCGCCAGCAGACCUUCUGACUGGAAGUCUUUGUUCAAAGAGCUUGUGGUGGGUCUCUCUGAUCAGGAGUUCCAUGAAAAGUACUAUUGGGCAAAGUACGCCGGGGAUUAUGUGGACGAAAGCCAGCGUGCCUAG